Fragaria vesca subsp. vesca is the source of this 3501-nucleotide messenger RNA. Its product is annotated as TMV resistance protein N-like. The coding region runs from base 1 to 3501 and encodes 1166 amino acids. Gene Ontology annotation, biological process: signal transduction; defense response. Gene Ontology annotation, molecular function: protein binding; ADP binding. Lineage: Eukaryota; Viridiplantae; Streptophyta; Magnoliopsida; Rosales; Rosaceae. The record is from RefSeq and is a predicted model, not a curated record. The transcript is spliced from 6 exons.
AUGAUGGAAGACGAUGAGUUCUGGGCUUGGGAAUCCUAUGUUCCUCCGCAUUGGAAGUACGAUGUGUUUUUGAGUUUCAGAGGGGAAGACACCCGAACCACUUUCACAGACCAUCUCUAUCACCAACUGUUGUGGCGAGGAAUCAGGACUUUCCGGGAUGACCUUGGAAUUGAGAGGGGGUCAUCCAUCUCUGCAGAGCUCUAUACUGCCAUUAAAGACUCGAGGUUUGCCAUUGUUGUUCUCUCUCCAAACUAUGCUUCCUCCACCUGGUGCUUGGAUGAACUUGAUAUGAUCCUAGGAUCCCGAAUGGGACUUUGGCCUGUCUUUUAUCAUGUUGAACCUUCUGAUGUUCGAAAACAAACCGGGCCUUUCGCCAAAGCCUUCACUAAACAUGAGCAGGACUUUAAGGGAGACAUGAACAAGGUGCUUUGCUGGAGAGCUGCUUUGACAAAUGUGAGCAAUGUUGCUGGAUGGACUACUUCACAAGAUAGGUAUGAGACUGAGCUUAUCAAAGAAAUUGUAGACUCAGUAUCCAGAAUAGUGCAUCCCACAUUCACAUUGUUAGAUUCGACAGAGAACUUGUUCGGAAUUGGGUCUAGAUUAGAGUAUAUAGACUUGCUUUUAUUUACUAGCAUAACUGAUAUUCGCUUUUUAGGGAUAUGGGGGAUGGGUGGGGUGGGCAAGACAACAAUAGCGAGAUUAGUUUAUGAGAGAAUUUCCUGUAACUAUGAGGUUAGUUGCUUUCUUGCUAAUGUUGGACAGCAAUCAGCAAUACGCGGUAUAGUUCAUCUACAAAAACAACUUAUUUCCCUUGUUUUAAAGGAAAACGUUGCACAAGUCUGUGAUGCUUACAGUGGAGCUGCUAUGACAAAGAAUCUCUUAUGUAAUAAAAAGGUUCUUCUUGUUCUGGAUGAUGUGGAUCAAUUACAUCAACUUGAAAUGUUGGCAGGAAAUAAAGAUUGGUUUGGUCCAGGGAGCAGAAUUAUCAUUACAACAAGAGAUGAACGUCUGCUAAUCGAACAUGGUAUAGAGAAACUGUACCAGCUCCAGCGAUUAACUGACGAUCAAGCUCUUCAGCUCUUUUCAUGGAAAGCCUUUAAGAAGUGUCAUCCAGAAGAAGAUUAUCUGGAACUGUCCAAAUGUUUUAUAGAAUAUUCUGGAGGCCUUCCAUUAGCUCUGAAAACUCUUGGAUCUUCUCUGUAUAAGAGAGGUAUUGAUGCUUGGAUCAGUACGUUGGAUAAACUAAAGAAAACUCCGAAUAAGACCAUUUUUGAGACGCUCAAGAUAAGUUACGAUGGAUUAGAUGAGAUGGAAAAGAGAGUUUUUCUAGAUGUGGCAUGCUUCCAUAUGGGCAAGUACAAGGAGCGAGUAAUUGAAAUACUGGAUAGUUGUGGCUUUGCCUCUCGUAUUGUGAUAGACAUUCUAGUGGAGAAAUCUCUCUUAACUAUUUUAGAUGACUACCUGAUGAUGCAUGAUCUGAUACAAGGAAUGGGAUGGGAAAUUGUUCGUCAAGAAUCUUAUGAAGAGCCUGGUCAACGGAGCCGAUUGUGGCUUGAUAAGGACAUCUUUCAUGUGUUCAUGAAGAAUACUGGAACAGAAGCAAUUGAAGGAAUAGUCCUAUGUGUGCCUGAAGUUGAACAAGCAUACUUAAAUCCUGAAACUUUCUCUAAGAUGUCUAAACUAAAGUUGCUCCAAAUUCAUAAUUUGAACCUAUCUCCAGGCCCCAAGUAUCUGUCUAAUUCCUUGAGAUUUCUGGAAUGGAGUUCAUAUCCUUUGAAAUUUCUCCCGCCAACUUUUCAACCGGACAAACUCACGGAACUUAGUUUGCGUCAUAGCAAAGUUGAUCAUCUUUGGAAUGGGAAAAAGGACAUGGGUAACUUGAAGUACAUUGAUCUUAGUUUCUCCGAAAAUUUGAUCAAGACCCCAGAUUUCAGCGGCAUUCUGAAUCUUGAGAGAUUGGUUCUUGAAGGCUGCACAAAUGUAGUUGAAAUUCACUCAUCUAUUGCAUUUCUGAAAAAGCUUAAAAUUUUGAACUUUACAAGUUGUAAAAGUAUCAGGAGUCUUCCGAGUGAGGUACAAAUGGAAUCUCUUGAAGUUUUUAUUCUUUCAGGCUGCUCAAGACUGAAGAUUAUUCCAGAAUUUCUAGGACCAAUGAGAAAUUUGUCAAUUCUUUCUUUAGAUGGGACAGCGAUUGUGGAAGCACCUGCAUCAAUUGAAUGCCUGAAGGAGCUUGAUCUAAGUGGAACUGCACUAAGUGAGCUUCCAUCCUCCAUUGUUCUUAUGAAAAACUUGGAGGUGUUAUCUUUUCGCGGAUGUAAAGGCCCGGCACCAAAACCAUGGCAUUCUUUUCUCCCUUUUGGAUCAUUUCAAAGAAAUUGUCCCGAGCCUAUGAGGGCUCUAGUGCUGACUUCUUUAAAUGAUCUGUGUACUGUGAGGAAACUUGAUUUAAGCGACUGCAGUUUUUGUGAAGGAGCAAUACCAGAUGAGAUUGGUUGUUUGUCCUCUUUAGAAGAAUUAAAUCUUGGGGGAAACAAUUUUGCCAACCUUCCUGCAAGCAUUAGAUGGCUCUCUAAGCUUACCUUUUUGAACUUGGAAGGCUGCAAAAAGCUUCAGCUAUUGCCAGACCUCCCAUCAAAUGAAGAACUUACUGUAACAACCGAUGAUUGUUCUUGCUUAGAAAUAUUACCUGAUCCACCAAAGCUGAGCAGAAUGAGUUGGUUUUCCUUUAGAUGUCUGAAUUGUUACAAAUUGGUUGACAGUCAAGGCGGCAACAACAUACCAUUUUCAAUGCUAAAGCGAUUCCUACAGGGAACCCUUCCUUUUAUUAUUCACAGCUUCAAUAUUGUUACUCCUGGAAGCGAAAUUCCCGAGUGGUUCACUAAUCAAACUGCAGGAGAUUCACUUGUUGUGAAGCUACCUUGUAAACCAAGCCGUAACAACUCGGUGGGGUUUGCUCUCUGUGUUGUUUUUGAAGCUGAAGAAAAUCGAGCUUCCAUUGAACUUGAUCAUUCAGGAGGUAGUCAUGCAUGUGGAAUUAAAUGUCUUUCCAAAGUACAAGGAUCAUUGUCGACCUCUUUGCUUGUAAAAGGGCUUUUUCAUCAUAAAGUUGGCCAGGUUCUGUCAGAUCACCUUUGGUUACUAUAUGCAUCUUUCAAAGACUAUGAUCCUAGAAAUUAUUGGAAAGGAAGAUUCUAUGAGAUAGAGUUUUCAUUCAAAACCUUUUGUUCUAUGGAAAGCAAGAAGUGUUUGAAGCUGAAGAAGUGUGGUAUCCGUGUGGUGGAUAAAAAAGAUGUGGAAGAUCUCAACCAAACAAUGAACCAAGCUAACAGCAAUUUCUCUUUUGACAAGGCUAUGGAUGACCUCCAUUGUGAAUUUGAAAAGUCAGCGAGUGUUCAAGGUAACAAAGUUAAGCACACAAUUGAACAUUCAGAUGAGGCAGGAGAAAGUGGAAGUGGUAUCUCUGCCAUGCAGUCACUCAGCAAAAGACUGAAACACGACUAA